AUGUCUUACUUUAACCCUCAAGAACCCCCCGAACAACUCGUCUCCGAUCAGGAGUCGGAAACUUUCGACAUGACCAAAGACGACCCGAUACCUACCCGACGGUUUAUUCGGUCGCUCACCGAGGAGGCCCAGCAGAUCCUGAGGGAGUCGUCUGUCGCUGAGUGCAUGUCAUUCAUCUACAACACUGGCUAUGGGACUUGCACCAAACAUUGCUGCCAGGUUCUUACAGAUGGGCAACGGCCAGAGAUGUUUGCUCCGGCCCUGGAUCCCGAACUGAGCCCCAAGAAUAUCGACGGCUCAACCAAGAUUUCCCAAUGGUUCGUUCCGAACAUGCCAAGGCUAAGAUCAAAUGGCCACGCCAAUGCUGCGGAUGUUCAAACCAUCGUCUCACUCAUCUCAAAGUUCUGGGAGGUGAAGUGCCAAGAUGAUACCAGAGCAAAAAACAUCAUGAACUCCUUGACUGAGGAUGCGGCGUGGUUACCGCCCAAUAUCCUUUACAGGAUCUCCGCCGAGCGCUUUGCGUAUGCCAACCAACGCGCUUUCCUGCUGCUGGACCCAGCAAUGGUUCAACGAGAAUGGGACCUCAGAUCUAAGAGGGAGGCUACUCAUAAAUUCUUGGAGGAAAAAGUCCUCUUUUCUCUGCCGCCAGCCUGGUUUUCUGACAUGGUCUUCUGGGGCCGCCCAGCCAAGGGCUACGAUGAGCUCUCGAAGGCAUACCUCGCAUGGCGCAAGGUCUGGUACGUGCGUGUCUUCCGGCCUGACUCCAAGUCUAUUCCUGCCAGGAUCGAGUUUCUCGAGUCUCGCCUCAAACGCAUCAUCCCAAUCUUGCACCUAUGGGGCAAUGUCCAAAACGACUACAACCUCUAUCACUACCAGGAGUUGACCCGCAAGGACCUGCGCUACACCUACGAGCAGGAACCCGAGGCUCUCCGGUACAUCCUCGAGAAUCUCAGUUACUGGAAGGAGGAGUGCCAGAUCCUCAACGACUAUGUCGGGCUUCGCCGCGAAAUACCCCAGGACCAGUUCCACUCGGCCAAGCGAGCGGCGCAGCGGGCUGGAACGGCAAUGGACAACCUCCUGCAAGCUGAGGAAGCUCUUAAGAAGUCCAUGUGUAAUGCAAAUAAAUGCAUCCAGCAGCAGAAGUUUUAUAUUGCGAAGCAGCGCUUUCUGGAGAUCCAACGAGCUCUUUUCGAGAAGCCUAUUCCUGGGGGAAGCGAGCUGGCGGAGCUAAUUAAGAAGGGCUUAGUGUGA
Molecule: messenger RNA, 1251 nt
Organism: Ilyonectria robusta
Lineage: Eukaryota; Fungi; Ascomycota; Sordariomycetes; Hypocreales; Nectriaceae
Exons: 1
Coding region: 1-1251 (416 amino acids)
Source: RefSeq, a predicted model, not a curated record